Messenger RNA from Naegleria fowleri, 2535 nucleotides. RefSeq lists its product as uncharacterized. The record is from RefSeq and is a predicted model, not a curated record. The transcript has a single exon. Lineage: Eukaryota; Heterolobosea; Eutetramitea; Acrasida; Naegleriidae. Bases 1 to 2535 code for a protein of 844 amino acids.
AUGAGUAGAACAAGUAAGACCCUCCUUAUACUCGGCAUAGUAUUGGUAUUGUUGAACAGCCAAUUAUGCUUCUUGAUUAGUGCUUUGUCCGUGUCCUCCUCGGAUGAAACUUUGUUCCAUGCUCAACAACUCGCUCGGAGCCUUAUUCAAAGACAAAACAUUCGGGAAUUUGCACUUCAGUAUGGAUUGAAAAUUCCUGAACAAAUUAAGAAUGGUGGAGCAAGAGAGGAUAUUAGGUUUGAUGAACACUCCUUUGAUUGGGAUUUGAAUGAGAGAAUCAACGUUACGAAUCAUUUCGACGCUCUUUCUCUGAAUUGCAGAAAGAUUGUUGUUGAAUGUUUGUACGCCCAAAAAGCCAUCAAAACUCACUUUGGAGAAACUCCGACCGUGCAAAGCUUUAUUCAUCAAAAGCUCGAUACUUGUUCAUCAGAUGCUAAAAAUGUUUUCAAUGAUUUGUAUUCGAGCCACUCAAAGCACAUUUCAGACCUUAUCUUCCAUACAUUGAUGUUGAAGGUAAAAACAAAGUAUUCCAUUCCUCUUAUGAGCGCCACUGUUGGACUUUUCAUCAUUAUGUUGUACCUGGUUGCACAAAUGAAUCAAUCUUCGGCUCAACUUUCUCAUGCCAAAAAGGAGAACACUACACAGCAACAUGAGUUGACAGCAGCAGCUGAAAAGCAAAAAGAGCUUCAUAAGGGAAUCACCACUCUAACGGAACAACUUAAAGAAAAGAGCCUACUACUGAAUGAAGCAACAUAUUCUCAACAAGAAAAUCAAGGUAUUCUUCAGUUCACCAAAGACCGUGCAGAACGAUUAGAAACAGAAAAACAAAACUUGGAAAAUUUGAAUAGGGAUCAAGAAAAACAACUCAAGGAAUAUGUUUCAAAGUGGAGAGACUCUAAAAAACAGCUGGAACAAGAAGUGUCAAAACUUAAUCAUGAACUUAAUAAUGAAAGAAAACAACUUAAAUCACACAUAGAGCGGCAUGACACAUUAAUUUCGGAGAUGAAGAACAAAAUUACUACUCUUCAAUCCGAAAUAACGGCUAAAUCAAUGGAAUGCCAAAACCUUUUGUCAGAACUGAAUACUCUCAAACUCGAGAAGAACGAACUGGAAACAGACAACAAAAUAUUUGAAAGUGAAAAUGCGAGCCUUAAAGAAGAAUUACAGAUGGUUUCGAAGGCCCUAUCUACGUCAAUUGAUGAUUUGAAAUCGAAAAGAGCCGACGCAGAAAUUCUUGAAAAACAUUUACAAGACGCCAAACAACAGCAUGGACAUGACCUUAAGCAAAUACAUGAUCUUAAAUCACAAUUACAUCUACAGGAAACAGAAUUGACAAGCCUUCAGCAAGUUUUGGGAGAGCAGAGCGCUAAAUUGACCGCUGAGAUUUCAAAACACUUGAAUGAAAACAUAAGCUUAAUUCAUACUGUGGACAGGUACAAACUGGAAAUUCAAAUGAAAGAAAAAGAAAUUGAGGAAAAAGAUCAAAUUAUCUACCAACUGAAAUCAGAAUGUAUUAACAUUGAAGAUCUAAGAACAGAAAUUCAAAAAAAGAGCUCAACUUUGGAAGAAAAGAUAUUGGAAAUGAGCCGGCUUCAAAAAGACUUGUUGCUCCUUAAACAGAAUAAGGAUGCUCAAGAAAAAUCUUUUGCUGAAUUAACGUCUGCAUUGAAGAAGCAAAAUUCUGAAUACGAGUCGAAAAUUAGUUCUCUUAACAGAGAAUUAGAUAUGGCAACCUCUGUCGCUGCCCGCUUAAUGGAAGAUAGUAACAAGUUGAAAGAAGCUCUCGAAAAAGCAACUGAAUUGGACUUGCAGCAUGUCACUACCAUCAAUGAAUUAAAUCAGAAACUGCAAGAAAAUUUGUCAUUGAUCAAUGAAAAAGAUGAAGAAAUUAAGCAACUUUACAUCAAGAUUGAUGAUCAUGCCUAUGAGAUCAUGAAAAAGAAUGAUUUAACACAAAAGCUUUAUGAUAGAAUUAGUAGUUUAGAGCAUGUAAAUGCGUCAUUGAACUCUGAAAUAGACAACACUCGCAAUUCGUAUGAACAGUUAAACGCUCUCAAGGAAUCCAAGGUUGAAGAGAUUAAUGACCUAAAGAAGAGUAUUACGGAACUAGAGCAACGAAUGGGUGAGUAUGAAAAAAAGGUGGCUCAAUCGAACCUUCAAAUUUCAGAACAACUCCAGAGAAUUGACGAGAUGUCUCCCAAAAGCACUACAAGUACCAAUCAAGAGCUGAAGAAAAAUAUCACUGACUCAGAGUUUACAGUUAUGGAACAGAUGGAAAUUGUCUUGCAAAGGAAAGAGGCUGAGCUGCAAAGUUUGAAAACACAAGUGGCUGAACUUUCGCUCAAAUGUAAAAUGCUACAGAGUUCUGACAUUGGUGCCAUCCUCGACGAGAAUGCAAAACUCAACAAGAAAUUGGAAAAUUUAGAAGAAACAAAACAAAAGCUUAUGAACAAUUACAAUCAAGAAAAGGCCAACUCUGAUAAAUUGAGGAAAGAGCUCUCACGAUUGAACAGCGCAAUCAAGAAGAAGAAGUAA